Messenger RNA from Plasmopara halstedii, 378 nucleotides. RefSeq lists its product as uncharacterized. The record is from RefSeq and is a predicted model, not a curated record. Lineage: Eukaryota; Oomycota; Peronosporomycetes; Peronosporales; Peronosporaceae. The transcript has 2 exons. Bases 1 to 378 code for a protein of 125 amino acids.
AUGAGUACGCCAGCAACAACGACGCCAGCAGCCCGUGCCACACGCGGUGAACACGCUUCGCAACCACUGUGGCACAUUCCACACCUUCCAAAGACCAGUGCUGUGGAGCCAGUGGGGUUUGCAAUCUCCCACUUAUGGACUGCGUCACGGCAAUCAGCAAGGACUUGCGAAUGCGGCUACAUAAGCUUGCCGAAUCCGGAUAGCCAAGCCAUUUCUCAAGGAGCUGUAGCUCACCGUGGUGUCGACGUGCCGACACAAUCUUUUCCAUAUGGAAGCGGGCAACCCCGCCUUUGUCUACCACCGGCAACGGAAUCCUUGGUGGUUGAAUUAUCGACCGCGGUGUUGUCGAUGGCGUUUUCGUCUGUGCUACACUCGUAG